CCCUUCUGCCCCUUCCGAACUGCUCCUCUGCCUCGAUUAGCGUCGGGGUCGCUUUCCUUCUAUAGGCUUUCAGGACUCAGAUUCUCCGCUUCACGGAGUCUUAGGACAAAAUGGCGCUUGCACGGGCAGCCGAGGACAGGCACGACUCAGCCAUGAGCUUUGAGGCGGGCCGGGACAAAGGCUGCGUACUGGGAGACGGAGGCGGGGCCCUGCGGCGUUGCUGCCUCCGCGUGGGGCGGGCGCGGGCGCUUCCUGCUUGUGCUGGGGCUGUGCGAGUCCUUGAGAUACUGUUAGCGUGGUGGGGGCGGGCAUGGAAGAAGUGGAGGUUUUGGUAUGAAUAGGAUUCGGAUCCACGUCUUGCCGACCAAUCGGGGGAGGAUCACCCCAGUGCCCAGAUCUCAGGAGACCCUGUCUUGUUCAUUCACUCAUCGCCCAUGCUCGCAACCUCGUCUGGAGGGGCAGGAAUUUUGCAUUAAGCAUAUUCUUGAAGAUAAGAAUGCACCCUUCAAGCAGUGUAGUUAUGUAUCGACGAAGAAUGGGAAAAGAUGCCCCAGUGCUGCCCCAAAGUCUGAGAAGAAAGAUGGGGUGUCCUUCUGUGCUGAACAUGCCCGAAGGAAUGCCCUGGCACUUCAUGCUCAAAUGAAGAAGGCUGGUCCAGGCCCUAUGGGUGAAACACUCUUGUGCCAACUGAGCUCAUAUGCUAAGACAGAGCUAGGGUCUCAGACUCCGGAAAGUAGUCGCAGUGAAGCCAGCCGAAUUCUGGAUGAAGACAGCUGGAGUGAUGGGGAGCAGGAACCCAUUACUGUGGAUCAGACAUGGAGAGGUGACCCUGACAGUGAAGCUGAUAGCAUAGACAGUGAUCAAGAAGAUCCCCUAAAACAUGCUGGUGUCUACACAGCUGAAGAAGUGGCCCUGAUUAUGCGUGAGAAACUAAUUCGUUUACAGUCUUUGUACAUUGAUCAGUUUAAACGACUUCAGCAUCUGCUCAAAGAGAAGAAGCGACGUUACUUACAUAAUCGCAAAGUGGAACAUGAAGCUCUAGGUAGUAGUCUCUUGACUGGCCCAGAGGGACUUUUGGCCAAAGAACGAGAGAACUUAAAGCGGCUGAAAUGUCUUCGGCGGUAUCGUCAGCGUUAUGGAGUGGAAGCCUUACUACACAGGCAGCUAAAGGAACGCAGAAUGCUGGCCACAGAUGGUGCCGCCCAACAGGCCCAUACCACUCGUUCCAGUCAGAGGUGCUUGGCCUUUGUGGAUGAUGUUCGUUGUUCUAAUCAGUCUCUCCCAAUGACCAGACACUGCCUUACUCAUAUUUGUCAGGACACGAAUCAGGUUCUCUUCAAAUGCUGCCAGGGGUCUGAAGAGGUACCCUGCAACAAACCAGUUCCUGUAAACCUCUCUGAGGAUCCCUGCUGCCCACUGCAUUUCCAGUUGCCUCCUCAGAUGUAUAAGCCCGAGCAGGUACUGUCUGUGCCAGACGAUCUGGGAGCCGGCCCCAUGGAUCUGUACUUGAGUGCUGCUGAGCUUCAGCCCACUGAGAGUUUACCUCUGGAGUUCAGUGAUGACUUGGAUGUUGUGGGUGAUGGUACGCAGUGCCCUCCUUCACCCUUGCUUUUUGAUCCUUCACUGACCCUUGAAGAUCAUUCAAUCAAAGACAUUGCUGAAGGCACAGUGGAUAUUUUGGGCCAGAUGCAGAUGGUCGGAGAUGGGUGCAGAUCACAGGGAUCUCGAAAUUCUGAGAAAGCCUCUGCAGCAUUGCCUCAGAGUGGAAUGGCUACUGCAAAUGGGAAGCCAGAACCCACUUCUAUCAGUUGAUAGUUUGUUUUGGGAACCAUUUGACUUCGGAGGAUUUGAAUUUCCUAUUCUUUAAACAAGUACUUCUGACCAUCUCUCACUAAAGGACAACCCAGAUUUUGUUUUUCUUCUGGGUUACUGAGUGCUGUAGUCAAACAUAAACCAAAUUUUGGGGGAAGGGACCAAUAGUGUCUAAAAGUUGUGGGUGUCUUCCCACUCUGGCAAGGAAGAGAGAGAGAGGUGAAUCUGCUGUUGGGAUUGAGCAAAUAUUUGGGACUCUGCCCAAGAGGAGAAACAUCCUUGUAGGGGGAUCUCCCAAGUCUUGGAACAAAUCCACAUAGGUGUUUAGGUGGGAGCUGUGUACCCUUGGCAUAUUGAUGGACCUAGUGACUAGUUGCCACUGUUUAACAGCCUGUGUUUUAACCUUUCCUCACCUCUCACCCCAUUGGGUAAUAUGAACCCCCUUCUCCCAAUGAAUAGGCCACAGCAUUCAUCUUCUAACGUAUGUAAAUUUCUGUAGUGACUGUCUUAAUGUAAGAUACCAUAAAAAGUUAUAUAUAGUUUCUAUUAAAUGUUAAAAUGUUACGAAUAUAUAAAACACUUAAAUGCA
Hipposideros armiger (great roundleaf bat) is the source of this 2401-nucleotide messenger RNA. RefSeq names its product KAT8 regulatory NSL complex subunit 2 (gene KANSL2). The transcript is spliced from 10 exons. Bases 334 to 1812 code for a protein of 492 amino acids. The record is from RefSeq and is a predicted model, not a curated record. Gene Ontology annotation, cellular component: NSL complex. NCBI's taxonomy places the organism in Eukaryota, Metazoa, Chordata, Mammalia, Chiroptera, Hipposideridae.